CCGAUGGGCAGAUUAGAUAAUUAAAUACAAAUACUAAUUUGCAUGAUGAAUUUUUAAAAAAAAAUGUGACGGCUGCCUGGAAUAAGAUUCCAUGUCUUGGUGUCAACUAAUUCAAACCAUGGACGUGGCAACCACUCUAACCUUCUUUCUUUCCCAACUGCAAAUUAAACCAGACACAUAAAUGGAUCUCUACCUGUUUUCCUUUGUGACACAAAGAGGAGAGCUUUACAGAUCCCUUCAGUUUGGAAUCGGGAAAAUGUGGAACUGCAAGAAUUUAUAUCAGACGCUGACCCUGAAAGAAUCCUUUCACCUCCUCACACUCAACCUUCUCAGCCUUUUGCUUCCCCUCUCCUUUCUUCUCCUUGCCAGGCUUUCCUGCGUUAACUAUAUCUUAACAACCACCGCUUCAAAUCCUUCACAUUUUUCCCCACCUUUUCUCUUGUCUUUCUACUUGUACACCAGCCCAGCUGUUGUUGUUUCAGUCGUUAGCAUCGCCGCCCUUUUCCACGGCUUGACAGGGAAAAUCACCUUGGCGAGUGACUCGCCAGAUGCCGUUUACCGGCCCCGUUUGUUGGUCGCCUGGAUCGUUCUAUGUAUAAUGCAAGUUUCGAUUGGAUUGGGGAUUGAAGGAAGCAUAGCAUGGGGAAUCGAGGGUGGGGGUUUUGGCGUAGAGAGGAGCCUGUUGAGUAGAAUAAUAUUCUUCUUGGGUUUGCAUGAAAUCACGUUUCUUUGGUUUAGAACGGUGGUGAAACCCGUGGUGGAUGACACUAUCUUCGGGGCUGCUACGCCAGAGAAGUGGAUUCAAAGGGCCGCCAUUGCUCUCAGCGUCGGGACCUUGUGGUGGUGGAAGCUGAGAGAUGACGUGGAGUCGUUGGUGGCUGUGGCGGAAGCUAAAAAGCAGCUAUUGAUGGAGAUUGAGAUGGCUGACUUUGUUGGGUGGUGGUUGUAUUACUUGACCGCCACGAUUGGGAUGGUUAGAGUUGUUAAAGCUCUUCUGUGGCUAGGAAUUCUCUUGCUUACAAAAAACACUACUGCUGAAACCAGCCAGGUGAUCAAGACAAGGUCUAAACUUGGUCCGUUUUUCUUUCUUUUUGAUUAAUUAUGUAAAGACUAAAGAGCAUUCCUCAAGUAAAUUAAAUAAUUAUACUACAAUCAAAUAAAAUUUUAAACAUUUAUUUUCAUCAAAUAA
Molecule: messenger RNA, 1189 nt
Organism: Gossypium arboreum
Lineage: Eukaryota; Viridiplantae; Streptophyta; Magnoliopsida; Malvales; Malvaceae
Exons: 1
Coding region: 182-1099 (305 amino acids)
Source: RefSeq, a predicted model, not a curated record